UUUUUCAGAAUUAAUUAAGAUUCGAAUAUACGUCUAUCUGCAUAUGUCAACUUCCGGUUAAAUUCACUAUCGUAAUUGAAAGUAGGUGAACACAUGGCAAGUGGAAGACCAGAGAGGCAGGCGCCGCCUGAGAUUUUUUAUAAUGAAGAAGAAGCAAGGAAAUACACAUCAAACACUCGUAUGAUAGAGAUACAGAGCCAGUUGUCAGAGAGAGCAAUUGAAUUACUAGCGCUUCCAGAAGACACACCGUGCUUUAUCUUGGAUGUAGGAUGUGGAUCUGGACUGAGUGGUGAAUGUUUAACAGAACAGGGACAUUACUGGGUUGGUGUAGAUAUUAGUUCAUCUAUGUUAGAUGUGGCUGUUGAACGAGAGACUGAGGGAGACCUGGUGUUAGGAGAUAUGGGCUAUGGUAUGCCGUUCAAGCCGGGAACAUUUGAUGGAGUUAUUAGUAUAUCUGCUCUUCAGUGGCUAUGCAAUGCUGAUAAAAAAUAUCAUCAUCCGCCUAAGCGAUUACUCAAGUUUUUCUCUACACUAUAUGCCUGUAUGGCUCGUGGAUCUCGUGCAGUAUUUCAGUUAUACCCAGAAAGUAGUUCACAGUUAGAAUUGAUUACCCAGCAAGCUAUGAAGUCAGGGUUCACUGGAGGUCUAGUGGUUGAUUAUCCAAACAGUACAAAAGCUAAAAAAAUGUUUUUAUGUUUAUUUGCUGGUGGUCAAUCACAGACUUUACCUAAAGGACUUGGUACAGAGGAGGCUCAAGGUGCCAAGACACAAAUUUCAUUUUCAGAUAAAAGAGACAGAAUGAAAAAUGCAAGAGGAAAGUCAUUAAAGAAGAGUCGAGACUGGAUUUUAGAGAAGAAAGAAAGACGGAGAAGACAAGGGAAGGAAGUAAGACCAGACACAAAAUAUACUGGAAGGAAAAGAAAAUCUUAUUUUUGAAUGUUUUUACCUCUUUUUUAUUGAAUAAAAGUUGUUUUUGUUAUCAA
Messenger RNA from Ruditapes philippinarum (Manila clam), 983 nucleotides. RefSeq names its product probable 18S rRNA (guanine-N(7))-methyltransferase. The record is from RefSeq and is a predicted model, not a curated record. Lineage: Eukaryota; Metazoa; Mollusca; Bivalvia; Venerida; Veneridae. Gene Ontology annotation, molecular function: rRNA (guanine) methyltransferase activity. Bases 94 to 936 code for a protein of 280 amino acids. The transcript has 11 exons. Gene Ontology annotation, biological process: rRNA (guanine-N7)-methylation. Gene Ontology annotation, cellular component: nucleolus.